AUGAUGAAUUGUUCAGAGAGAACGUGGUUGAACGAAGACGGCUUGGAAAUAAGCUGCAUUGAGUGGACUCCAGAUGUGGUCGAAUUUGAUGGCGUUGUUUUAACUCAUUAUGUUCAGCAAGUCUCUGCUACUCCCUCAUGUCCGAAAAUCCUAAUUCAUUCUGCCGCGCUCCGAAAAAACUUAUCAGCACCGAAAAAAGCUCCCGAAACCCAGCUCGACGCCAGCCGCUGCGCACGUGAUCUAGGUCUGUUGGUCAAGCAAGCGAGGGAGAAAUACCGUGGUUUGCCGGUUUUCUUGGAAGGUGUCAGUGAGUCAGCGUUGAUUUCUACUUCCGCUCUUGUCGAGAAAAUCGGAAAAGUGGACUUUUUGGUUUUGGAUCGACCGAUUUUUCCAAGUGAAUCAGACAGCUGGAUGGAAACAGGCUUAUCGUCAAUUUUGCCGGUGUGGAACUAUUUAUUCUCGCAAGAAACCGACUUUUGA
This is a messenger RNA of Oikopleura dioica, 480 nucleotides long. NCBI's taxonomy places the organism in Eukaryota, Metazoa, Chordata, Appendicularia, Copelata, Oikopleuridae. The record is from the annotation of a GenBank genome assembly.